CCGGAAGCAGCUUCCGGAAGCGGAAGCCACAGGAGGGUUGGGAGGCUGUUGCUCGUUGUUUUUUUUUGUUGCGAAGCUGGGACCCGGGAGGCUCGGGGUGGGGGGAGGGGAGCAAUGCCUCGGUACUGCGCUGCUACCUGUUGCCGGAACCGAGCGGGGCAGAGCGCCCGGGACCAGCGGAAGCUCAGCUUCUACCCCAGAUUUCCUCUUCAUGAUAAAGAAAGGUUAGAGAAAUGGUUACGGAAUAUGAAACGCGACACUUGGACUCCCAGCAAGCACCAGGUUCUCUGCAGUGACCAUUUUACGCCAGAUUCUCUUGAUGUACGAUGGGGUAUUCGAUAUUUGAAAACGACAGCAGUGCCAACUAUUUUUUCAUCAUCUGUUAAUCAGGAAAGAGGAUUUUCCCAGAAAAGAAAACAAGAAAAAAUAGAUGUCAAACAAAGGGAUAUGAGUGUAGCAACUGCAUCUCUUAAACUUGCUUCACCAAAGAAAAAUAUCAUUGAAGAAAGCCUAUAUAGAAAAGCACUUUGUACAACUUUAAGCAAGUCUCCAGAAAAGAAAGGACUGCUUAAGAACACAGUAAAAGUUGAAGAUGAUGUUUCCUGUCUAAUUAAGUCUGUUACACAGAAUAUGGCGCAAACCAGCUCAGUCUUAAUGCCAGCUGAUGUGCAGAAUUCAACAGCCCACAAUUACAGCUCCCCAGAAAAUUGUAGUUUUAAUAACUCUAUAGAUAACAUUUUCAGUAGCACAACCACAAUUUUGCAAACUUCAGUUCAUGAUCUUCAUUCAUGUCUUGAGCGCAUUUCAGAAUCCAAAGUCACAGUUCCACAGAAACAUCUUGAACACUUGGGUUCAUCUCCAGAAUUAAACAAUAUCACUGUACCAAUUAAUGACUUUCCAUCUGAUCAACUGGACUUUCCCAUUGCAAGCUGUUCAGUGGAAUUGCAAGAAACUGAUGAAAACACUGUGUUGCUCCACACUGUUUCACAAGCUUUAGAACAGCUGAAUGGUAAUAAAGAUUCUGUUAUCACCAUUAUAGUUCCUUCUGAGGGUUCAAGAACUCCCUUGCUGUUAGAGGGUUCAUUUCUACCAGCAGAACAGGAAUUAAUAAACAUAGGAACUGAAACAUCUGCAUGUAUUGCCAGUUACAGUGGAAUUGAUGUUCUGCAGACUGAGCAUUCAUAUUGCAGGCAAGACUCUGACAAGGAACAACUCUGGCAGAAAAUCACAAAGCUGCACUCCAAAAUAGCACUUUUAGAAAUCCAGGAGAGAAAAACCUUAAACAGGCUCAAAUCCUUAGAAGCGCUUAUCGCCAAACUGAAGCAGGAAAAUCUGCUCUCUGAAGAAAAACUCAAGAUUGUAGAAAACUGUUUCACAACAUUUGAAGUUACUAUGAUACAAUAAAGGUUUUGCACUGAUUGUUACAACUGA
This is a messenger RNA of Podarcis raffonei (Aeolian wall lizard), 1431 nucleotides long. It is a transcript of the gene THAP5, whose product is annotated as THAP domain containing 5. Gene Ontology annotation, cellular component: nucleus. Bases 115 to 1404 code for a protein of 429 amino acids. The record is from RefSeq and is a predicted model, not a curated record. The transcript has 3 exons. Lineage: Eukaryota; Metazoa; Chordata; Lepidosauria; Squamata; Lacertidae.